Messenger RNA from Hevea brasiliensis (rubber tree), 1296 nucleotides. RefSeq names its product protein S-acyltransferase 11. The coding region runs from base 125 to 1255 and encodes 376 amino acids. The transcript has 4 exons. The record is from RefSeq and is a predicted model, not a curated record. Lineage: Eukaryota; Viridiplantae; Streptophyta; Magnoliopsida; Malpighiales; Euphorbiaceae. Gene Ontology annotation, molecular function: palmitoyltransferase activity.
AUUCAUCAAACAUCUCAUGUCGAACGAUCCGAAAAUUCUCUUAAGAAGACUUGCUUGGCUAGCGGUUUAAUCACUAAGUUGCCCCAAAGCAACCUCGCACAAACCAAAUCAUCCCAUUUCCCGCAUGAUAGAAAAAUACAGUCUUGACUCUUGCGAUAGUGUUUCUGUGUUCUACAUAAUUGUAUCCGUCUAUCUCGCGAACAUGUCUGACUUGGCCAAGGAGCAUUUUGUGGCAACAGUCAUUGAAGAUCAUGAGGCAGCAUGCUGGGGUUGUGGACUACACCUUCUUCUUCCAUCUUAUUCACCUAUUUUUAAAUGUGGCUGGUGUGGAGCAAUAACAACUCAAAAUGAAGGAAAACGUGAGAACAAGUUUCUUUGGUGGAGACUUGUGCGUGACCGGUGCUUCGUAUGUGUCCUCCUCGGCUUCAUGCUUUUUGUAAUAUGUGGUGGUGUGUGGGCAGUGUACCCUGUUGUUUUCUCCAUCAGCUAUUUCUGUGGAAUUUUCCACCUCAGCAUAACUUUGAUCUUGUCUAUAGUUACUAUUUCAAUGUUUAGUCUUGCGGCCUUUAGAUGUCCUGGAACACCACCUAUCAUACAGUGGGGUAGCUACCCAGUUGUGGGAAAAGGUUACCUUGAGAAUUACACCUUCUGUCACUAUUGUUCAAAGCCAAAAUCGCCUAGAACCCAUCACUGCCGUUCAUGUGGAAUGUGUAUAUUGGACAUGGAUCAUCACUGCCCUUUUUACAACUGUGGUUUUGAAAUCCUUGUGCAGAUUGGAAAUUGCGUGGGUGCAGCAAAUCACCAGUACUUUAUCGCCUUCCUUAUCUCAGCUGUUUUCAGCACAAUAUAUGUUUCAAUCAUGUCCUCAUUUGCAGUGUGGUGUAUAUGGCCACCAUUACCAACCAGAUCUCUAGUCUAUUUAAGUGGGACGCACAGUUAUUUGGCUUGGAGAAUAUUGAAGGAACUUAUUUUUGCAUCGCUAAGCUCUGCACUACUUCUUUCCUCAAGGGGGCUUGUUCUUGUUUAUUUGUUUUUUUCUAGUGUUUCAGUGGAGAUAGGAUUAACCGUGCUUCUGUUGCAGCAGCUUUGUUACAUAUACAAGGGGAAAACUUAUUUAAGCCACUUGAAUUCUCAAGGAGGUGAUGAGGUUGGAGAAAAAGAUUGCAAAAAUCUUUUACGUUUCUUUGGUUGCCCAUAUUCUGUGUCAAGAUACUUGCCUAAUGUUUGGAAUUCUCCUAAGAGACACAAUAAGUGAAUGACUGUUUAAAGAAUAUCAUCUUUGCUUUUCCUUGAUAA